GAAGAAAGCGAACUCUGUUCAACUCAACAAGGAGGUUCUGCUUCUGUUAAACAUCGUUUUACUACCAUUAACAAGUUUUAGAUAUCAGAUGUAUUGAUAAUAAUGCAGUAGAAAUAGUUUUAAAGUGAAUAAUGUAGCUUUACUGUAGAUUAAAUCGUUCAUAGAUAGUAAAUUCGGAUCAUAGACGCCCAAAGGCGGUGGAUUUCGAAGCGGAAGUGGAAAGUGUACAUUCGCAUGACCUGCUAGGACCUGCCAGCUCCAACCUUUCCGAAUCGUCCUGCUUUAUUUCUUCUCCGUCCUCGUUCCAUAACCCAACAUGUCCUUGGCCCUGAAGCAAGUCUUCAACAAAGACAGAACGUUCCGGCCCAAGCGGAAGUUCGAGCCGGGCACGCAACGCUUCGAGCUGCACAAGAAGGCGCAGGCGUCCCUGAACGCCGGCCUGGACCUGAAGCUGGCGGUGCAGCUCCCGCACGGCGAGGACCUGAACGACUGGGUGGCCGUGCACGUGGUGGACUUCUUCAACCGCAUCAACCUGAUCUACGGCACCAUCAGCGAGUCCUGCACCGAGCAGACCUGCCCCGUCAUGUCCGGCGGCCCCAAGUACGAGUACCGCUGGCAGGACGAGCACAAGUACAGGAAGCCCACGGCGCUCUCCGCCCCCAAGUACAUGAGCCUGCUGAUGGAAUGGAUCGAGGUCCAGAUCAACAACGAGCACAUCUUCCCCACCAACGUCGGUACGCCCUUCCCCAAAAGCUUCAUGCAGGUAGCUAAGAAGAUCCUGUCGCGUCUGUUCCGCGUCUUCGUUCACGUCUACAUCCAUCAUUUCGACCGGGUGAAUCAGAUGGGCGCGGAGGCGCACGUCAACACCUGCUACAAACAUUUCUACUACUUCGUUACUGAAUUCAGUCUCACAGACCACAAGGAGCUGGAACCACUGAAAGAGAUGACGUCCCGGAUGCUUCACUGAGCUGCCGUCCGUCCCGAGGUGGUGCGCCCCAGACAGACGUUUCAGAGACUCUAUUUUUAUACACUUUCUAACGUACUGUACUGAUGUGUUUAGCUAAACCAUGUAAACAGCGCUCGCUUUAACCUGCUCCAUCUUUUCUCUAGUGCAGUAUUAAUAGCUGAUAUAUGUUUUAAUUUUUAAUUCUGAAUCAUUCCAGUACGCCUUUUCUUCCUCCCUAAAGAUCUAAAGCAUACAGAUUAUAUUUGUGGAUAUUUAUGUGUGUUAAAGACAUUAAAUAUAUUCUGCUUA
Molecule: messenger RNA, 1255 nt
Organism: Trichomycterus rosablanca
Lineage: Eukaryota; Metazoa; Chordata; Actinopteri; Siluriformes; Trichomycteridae
Gene: mob3a
Product: MOB kinase activator 3A
Exons: 4
Coding region: 317-967 (216 amino acids)
Cellular component (GO): cytoplasm
Source: RefSeq, a predicted model, not a curated record